AUGGCGUCCGCCAAGUACCAGCUGCCCAAGCUCCCCUACGCCUACGAUGCCCUCGAGCCCGCCAUCAGCAAGCAGAUCAUGGAGCUUCACCACAGCAAGCACCACCAGACAUACGUGACAAACCUCAACGCGGCGCUGGACAAGUACUCCACCGCGACGAGCAGCAACGACAUCCCGACGCAGAUCUCGCUGCAGGCGGCUCUGCACUUCAACGGCGGCGGGCACAUCAACCACAGCCUGUUCUGGCAGAACCUGACGCCGGAGUCGUCGGCGGGCGCCAAGAGCUCGGCCGCGCCCAAGUUGAUUGAGAAGAUCAACGCGACUUGGGGCAGCGAGAAGGCCUUCAAGGAGAAGUUCAACGCCGCGCUUCUCGGCAUCCAGGGCUCUGGUUGGGGCUGGUUGGUCAAGGUUGAGGGUGAGAAGGAGGACCGACUCAUCAUUCAGACGACCAAGGACCAGGACCCCGUCGUCGACCCCGGCCACGUGCCCAUCUUCGGCGUCGACAUGUGGGAGCACGCCUACUACCUCCAGUACCUUAACGGCAAGGCCGCCUACGUCGACAACAUCUGGAAGGUCAUCAACUGGCAGACGGCCGAGGAGCGCUUCCUGGGCACGCGCGGUGACGCCUUCAAGAUCCUGAAGGCUUCCAUCUAA
Aplosporella prunicola CBS 121167 is the source of this 654-nucleotide messenger RNA. RefSeq lists its product as uncharacterized. Gene Ontology annotation, cellular component: mitochondrion. Gene Ontology annotation, molecular function: superoxide dismutase activity; metal ion binding. The transcript is spliced from 4 exons. Lineage: Eukaryota; Fungi; Ascomycota; Dothideomycetes; Botryosphaeriales; Aplosporellaceae. Gene Ontology annotation, biological process: superoxide metabolic process. The record is from RefSeq and is a predicted model, not a curated record. Bases 1 to 654 code for a protein of 217 amino acids.